GACAACAAAUUUAAAAACCAUGUAGGUUUUUUAUUUUCUUUUUAGAUUUAAAAUGGUAGUAAAAUUUGAUACUAGUGUUAUAAAUAGUAACGAAGUAAAUAUAAUUAAGUAGAAAACAUGAAGAAAUACCAUCGACUAUUAUUAAUAAUUGUUUCGGUAAUAAGUUUAAUCUUAUUUUUAAUUUAUCGCCAUGAAUACAAUCGCUUACAUUAUGUAUUAGAAGUUUUCAACUUUUUUGGCCAGCCUUGCAACUUCUCAGACUUACAGACAAGUGACUAUACAUUAAAACAAUAUGAUUGGGGACCGCAGCCAAUGUGGCAAGAACUAGAUAAUGGUUAUGUUUAUUCUGCAUUUUUAACUGGAAAGAUCGAAGUUAAAGCUAUUGCCCUUCCACUGGAUGUAAAAAAGGUGCCCAGAAAUUGCUACUUUUGGUUUGAAGAUAAGAAGAAACCACUUACCGGAAAAUUUACUUUUUCAAAAAUGUUAAAUACCAAUUUAAGCUCUCUAACACCUUACUUUUUCUAUUGCACAGCUCCUACUAUAGAUAAUACACCAUAUGCAGUUUCAUUUACAUAUAAGGCAAAAAGGGAAAGUGAGAUGAAAAAAAUAUUGUUGGUAGAUGUUCAAAUAACAAACCAUAAGAUUCCAAAUAUCAACACCACAAUUUGUGUUUCCCCAACAACAUUUAGUAAGAAAAAAAUUGUAGAGUUUUUUAGUUUUCACAGACUUGUAGGUGUUGAAUCAUUCAUAUUUUAUACCAAAGAUAUUCCUUAUCGACUUUCAAAAUUGUUAAUGAAUUUAUCUAAAAGACUUGAUGCACAUGUAGCUUUUUUACCUUGGAAUUUUCCAAAAAAUGAUAUUGAUGUAGCUCAAUCUAUAAUUGAAUAUGAUUGCCUGUUCCGUACCUAUGGUCGAUCUAGAUUUAUUAUUACAUUGAAUUUAAAUGAAUACCUUGUUCCUACAACAUCUUAUACUAUUAAUGAACUUCUAAAUGAUUUAGAAAAUCAGGUUCAUAGGUUAAGUUUACCCGUCCAAAAGUUUUGUAUUAAUAAUGUAAGUAAUAACAAACCUCUGGCUUUGCAAAAUUAUGAUGUUGUAAGGGAUAUCAAUCAUAGUGAUAUACGCUUUAUAUAUAAAAAUGUUGAGGAUAAUAAUUUCAAUACAAAUACAGUUGAUAAAACAAGAGCAUCAGUUCAUAAGUAUGUGAAAUGUGGCAUUUAUAGUCAAACUACAACAGACUAUAGCAUGCAAAAGUUUUCAAUCGAUUUUACUAGAUCUACUUUGGUACAGCUUCUUCUACAUAACCAAUUGUAAGCAUUUUUAUUGUCAAUCAUAUCUUUACAUAUAAUUAGGAAUUAAUAAAAUCAGUUAGUUAAUUGGA
Molecule: messenger RNA, 1381 nt
Organism: Diabrotica balteata
Lineage: Eukaryota; Metazoa; Arthropoda; Insecta; Coleoptera; Chrysomelidae
Source: the annotation of a GenBank genome assembly